AUUUUAUUUGAAAAGCGGCGUGUACAAAAGUGCUCCAUUUUGUUCCCACUGAAAAUGUUUCAACAAAACCAAAGUGACUUUGGGAUUCAUUCAUUGACAUCUCCAAAUGCAAAAUCAAAUCGCAACCUUCACCAGCAUUGUGGGAAUCCUGACGACUACAGCGAGCUGCUGACGUCAGCGGGAUGUUGCCGAAGCUCCGACGGAAGAGGAAAAAGCGACUUACCUCCUUGCAGCGAGGGUCUGCACAACGCCAGGACCACCGCCAGCAGCAUCAGCACCGGUGGGCUGGCGUCUCUCAGGUGCUGAAAGUGUCAAUCAAGUCCACCCGGGUCCGGCGGCGACCCGGCGGCGGGGGUUCACGCAACAGGAAACGGAGCUCAGGUCUUCUUGACUUUUCCCUAGUGAGGCUCACCGGAGUUGGAUGAAGCCAAGCUUGUGACAUCACCCGAGGCCUCUACGUAUGAAGACAAAGGAAGUACAUGACGUCAUCAAACUGGGACACUCAUUGCAUCGUGAACUGUGAAGAGCAGGGGCAUGCCCAUAUGUCUCGGGUGACCUUGUAAUUCCUAAAAUUGGUUCUCUAAAAACAAAGAAACAGACGAAGAAGUAUGUCGGUCAAGCAGGCGUCUGUGCACGCCAAGUGGAUCAUCGGCCGAGUCAUCGGAACCAAAAUGACCAAGACUGCAAAAGUACGCGUCACUCGGCUCGUGCUCGACCCUUACCUGCUCAAGUACUACAACAGGAGGAAGACCUACUUUGCGCACGACGCACAGCAGCAGUGCACAGUGGGCGACGUGGUGCUGCUCAAGGCUCUGGCCGAGCCGCGCUCCAAACACGUCAAGCACGAGCUGGCCGAGGUGGUCCACAAGGUGGGCCGUGCCGUGGACCCGCUGACGGGCAAGCGGGUGGCCGGCGCCCAAUUCCUGGAGCCGCUGGAUGACCUACACGUCGACUGCGAGACUUUGGCCGGCAAAGUGCAAAGCUUGAACAUCUCAGCGGACACGUCGCAUUAAUGCUUGGAUGGUUUGACCAUUGUAUGAGGAUUUUGUGGACCGCUCCGAACACAAUUCUGGAGUGUCAGAGGGAGCUGGCAUACUCAGAGACAAGCAACUCCAACACUGGGAGAACAUGCCACUGGAUUUGAAUACAGAACCGCACAACUAUGAGGCAGUGCUAAUUGGUCGGACCUUAAACGGGGUAUUUGGGAAGUACUUUUUAUGGCUUUGUUCCAUGACAGAACUGCAUAGUCAAGUCCUAUGGAGCUCAUUCAAUAAUAGAUUACAAUAAAAAGCUCACACACUG
Syngnathus typhle (broad-nosed pipefish) is the source of this 1302-nucleotide messenger RNA. It is a transcript of the gene mrps17, whose product is annotated as mitochondrial ribosomal protein S17. The transcript is spliced from 8 exons. NCBI's taxonomy places the organism in Eukaryota, Metazoa, Chordata, Actinopteri, Syngnathiformes, Syngnathidae. Gene Ontology annotation, biological process: mitochondrial translation. Gene Ontology annotation, molecular function: structural constituent of ribosome. Gene Ontology annotation, cellular component: ribosome; mitochondrial small ribosomal subunit. The record is from RefSeq and is a predicted model, not a curated record. The coding region runs from base 609 to 1013 and encodes 134 amino acids.